GUCCAGAAUUGGAAUCGUGAAAGUGACUGUCACUACGAAUCGGAUUAUUUGGAACCCAAUUAGUGGACCCAACUCACUUCCACCAACAACAAUGCCUUAAGCGUUAAGCGGAAAUUUCAAUUUCACAAACAAACACACUCACUCUCUUCUUCUUCUUCUUCUUCCUUUUACUCCUCACAACUCAUAACUCCACAACUCAACUCAACAACAACGACGGCGACGACGACGACGAUGAAUGUUAACACAACAACAACAACAAUCUCACUCUUCUUUACUCUUCUUCUCUUGAUUUCUACUGUUACCGCCAACCACGGCGUUUUCAACGUUAAGUACAAAUUCGCCGCCGAUCAACCGCGUUCUCUUUCCGUUCUUAAAGCUCAUGAUUACCGCCGUCAAAUUUCACUUCUCACCGGUGUCGACCUUCCUUUAGGCGGAACCGGUCGUCCUGAUUCCGUCGGGCUUUAUUAUGCUAAAAUUGGAAUUGGAACUCCUUCUAAGGAUUAUUAUUUACAAGUUGAUACUGGAACUGAUAUGAUGUGGGUUAAUUGUAUUCAAUGCAAAGAAUGUCCUACUAGAAGUAACCUUGGUGUGGAUCUUACGCUCUACAACAUAAAGGAAUCCUCCUCUGGUAAAUUAGUUCCGUGUGACCAAGAGUUAUGCAAAGAGAUAAAUGGGGGUCUUCUGGAUGGAUGCAAUCGUAAUACUAAUGAAUCCUGUCCAUAUCUGGAGAUAUAUGCUGAUGGGAGCUCCACCGCAGGUUACUUUGUAAAAGAUAUUGUAUUAUUUGAUCAAGUGGCUGGUGACCUUAAAACUGCAUCAGCUAAUGGAAGUGUUGUAUUUGGGUGUGGUGCUAGGCAAUCUGGAGAUCUAAGUUCUUCAAACGAAGAAGCACUUGAUGGAAUUCUUGGAUUUGGAAAAGCUAAUUAUUCGAUGAUUUCACAACUUUCAUCUUCUGGCAAAGUGAAAAAAAUGUUUGCUCACUGCUUAAAUGGAGUAAAUGGAGGUGGUAUAUUUGCAAUUGGGCAUGUUGUAAGCCCUAAAGUGAACACGACUUCAUUAUUACCUGACCAGCCACAUUACAGUGUCAACAUGACGGCAGUUCAAGUUGGCCAUACUUUCCUUAAUCUCUCGACAGAUGCAUUUGAUGAGCAAAGAGAGAGGAAAGGGACAAUAAUUGACAGCGGUACAACCUUGGCCUAUCUACCUGAUGGGAUCUAUCAGCCAUUAGUCUAUAAGAUAAUUUCUCAGCAACCUGACCUAAAAGUUCAAACCAAUGAUGAGUAUACAUGCUUUCAAUAUUCUGGAAGUGUUGAUGAUGGAUUUCCAAAUGUCACCUUUUAUUUUCAAAAUGGACUCUCCUUAAAGGUUUAUCCACAUGAUUAUUUAUUCCUCGAUAAAGGUUUAUGGUGUAUUGGUUGGCAAAAUAGUGGGACACAAUCUGGAGAUAGUAAGAAUAUGACCUUGUUGGGAGAUUUGGUGCUUUCAAAUAAACUUGUCUUUUAUGACCUUGAAAAUCAGGUUAUUGGAUGGACGGAGUACAAUUGUUCAUCAAGUAUUAAAGUGAGGGAUGAAAAGACCGGAACAGUUCAUUUAGUUGGUUCUCACACUAUUUCUUUCUCUAGCACUCAAAAUACCAACUUGUUCACAAUCUUAUUUCUACUUGUACUACUACUCAUGUUGAUUUGUUGACAUGGAAUACCUAGUGUAUAGAACCAAAGCCAAAAUUAUGAUUAAAAUAAUUGAAAAUAGAAAUGACAUAAAAGUGCUCUGGGAGAAAUCAACACUGCAGUAACUCCAUGAAUGAUUUUAUAAUUGUGCUUUCAAGGAAAGCCAGAUUGGGACCCUUCGCCAUGGAUAAUAUUUUUCUUCCAUGGUGAAUGUAUAUAUAUUGAAAUAGCUUACCUUUAAAUUGUAUAUGUCAUUAGACUUUGAUUAGCAUGGGUUUCUAUGUCGAAUGUGUAACUAAUAAUUUAACUGGAAUAAUACAUACAGCUAUUAGCUACAACUCAUCGAGAUGGGUUAACUCACUUGUAAUACACUAUUUCAAUACUAGUUGUUUUGCUUUUGUUUAUCUUCAA
Messenger RNA from Trifolium pratense (red clover), 2078 nucleotides. Its product is annotated as aspartic proteinase 36. NCBI's taxonomy places the organism in Eukaryota, Viridiplantae, Streptophyta, Magnoliopsida, Fabales, Fabaceae. Gene Ontology annotation, biological process: proteolysis. Gene Ontology annotation, molecular function: aspartic-type endopeptidase activity. The coding region runs from base 232 to 1689 and encodes 485 amino acids. The transcript has 10 exons. The record is from RefSeq and is a predicted model, not a curated record.